Messenger RNA from Coregonus clupeaformis (lake whitefish), 3482 nucleotides. RefSeq names its product ephrin-A4-like. Bases 533 to 1168 code for a protein of 211 amino acids. The transcript has 5 exons. Gene Ontology annotation, cellular component: plasma membrane. Gene Ontology annotation, molecular function: ephrin receptor binding. The record is from RefSeq and is a predicted model, not a curated record. NCBI's taxonomy places the organism in Eukaryota, Metazoa, Chordata, Actinopteri, Salmoniformes, Salmonidae. Gene Ontology annotation, biological process: axon guidance; ephrin receptor signaling pathway.
ACAGGACCCACUGACACAAAUCAACUGAUUUGGACUCUAAUUACGGAAAACGCUGCUGUUUAAACCUAGCAUACUCAUAGUUCAUCAGGUGAUUAUCAACAACUUGCAAGUUAACUUUAGGGAUAUACUCGGUAAGUGAGUCUACUUUUAAAAGUUGUAAUGCUGCUGAUUUUUUUUUAUUCUAAGGAAAUAAGUUGUGCUGCACCAGAAAAACAGGAGACUAUUCUUUUGAAUAUCUGUCAGCAACUUUACCAAACUAGGUGCCUUUCUUGUGUUCAACUUUUGAGGGGUCUCUCCCUCGCUUGACUUUAUUCACCAUGCAACAACGGUUUCCCCAUAGGAUGUACCCGGAGGGGAAGGUAUUUUGGUGAAUUAAUUUGAGAACGUUUGAACGGGAAUAUUGCGUCAAUCUGCGUUGACCGGGGCCACUAGUCUACCUGUCACCGAAUUAUUUCAACCCACCACUCCCAACGGUCCCCUCUGGUGCUGUCUACGGUGGGUCGCCUGCCUUGCGCCACGCCCGCUAACCGUGAUGGGGUGCCGUUGGAGUCCGGGUGCUGUCACGUUUUGGAGAACUACCGUUUUCCUGCUCAACAUCGCGUGCACAGCGUUGGCAAAGAGACACGUCGUCUACUGGAACUCCACCAACUCUAGGUUGACGGGAGGUGAUCUGUCCAUCCAGGUGAAUCUGAAUGACUACCUGGAUAUAUUCUGCCCCCACUACCCUCACCCGUCUCCCCCCAGUGAGGAGGCCUCCCCCCAGGCCCCACCAGGCAGCCUGGCCCUGUACCUGGUGGCUGAGGGGGGGUUCAGGGGCUGUGUGGAGACCCAGGGGGCCAUCAAGAGGUGGGAGUGUAACACGCCCCACGCCCCUUUCGGCCCUGUCCGCUUUUCAGAGAAGAUCCAGCGCUUCACCCCCUUCUCUCUGGGCUUUGAGUUCCUCCCCGGACACCACUACUACUACAGCUCAUUGCCUACAGGGGAAAGCUCCCCCCUGCCCUGCAUGAAGCUGCGAGUCACAGUGUGCUGUGAGCCCACAACCGAAGGAUCCAAGCAGAACAAGCAGGAACAAGGUACUCCAGCUCUUCACAGUGAUGUUUGUUCAAUGAGGACAGUUCCUCUUUCUCUCCUCCUCCUCACCCCACUCUUUAACUUUCUCUCUAUCUAACAUCCCUCUAUUCAAGCUGACCUCCUGAGUAUCUGCCAUGCCCACUGUAGAGAUGGCCUGCCUCACCCACUCAGCCCCUACUUUAAACUAUCCACACCUCAUAGGGAGGCCGUCUUAAAUUCAGACCCUACGUUGACUGCAGUAGGGUAGACUUCAACACCACAUACACACACACUCCAACACAUCACCUCUGUCAUUUCUGGAGUGUACUAAUCUUUCUCUUCUUGGUCUCCUCUUUUCUCUCUGUCCACUCUCUCCUCUCGUUCCCUCUCUUCCAUCCCUCGCUCCUGACUAAAGCUCCCUCUGAAACAGACCGGCACUAAUCUACCAUCAAAGCUCUCAUUCUUCAUUUCACACCUUUAUCCUCUCCAUCACUCCAUCCUGUAGACUUCAUCUAUGUCCAGUCUCUCUCUUCCUCUCUCUGUCUCUCUCUGAACAUAAUGAGCCAGCUGAGCCAAAGUGGACCAUCCGGACGUUGUUCUGUUAAAUUACUACUGAGAGGACCAGACUUGGAGGUGACUGGCUGUCAGAGUUGACUGCUUCUGAACAGAACCAUGUUUUUGAGUUGACAUCAUUGGAUUUGAAAGUCCAAAGUGGGACCAAGUUGAAAAAAAACACAGGAACACCAAACGUUGUCCAAACUUUAUUUAAAAAGUUAACCAGUGACGACACUGCCUAAACCAGGAUAUGCUGUGUGCGUGGAACCCUGGGAAUGAUGAACUGGAUAUUGUGACUGGUCUGUGACACCCUCUACUGGGAUUGUACUGGUUAGACUGGUCCAACUGGUCUGUAACACCUGACACUCUGGGAUUGGAGAAUAGACCCUGCUACUCUGUGGUCGUAAUCUGACCAUAUCUGGAAUUAACUGGACUGUUUCUGGUGGUUUACCUCUGUCUUAAAAGGCAAUCAAAAGGAAUUGUGGGAAACACACUGAGGGUAGCGCCUCACUUCACCUCACUCCACCUCACACGCUCCAAACCACAUCGGCUGAUUGGCAGAUGCUCCUAACCAACCAGGUGUGCAGGUAUUUAGACUGUCUGCUGAGGAUUUAACCAGGCGAGGCCCUCCACCAAUGAGGAGAGGCCUAAAGCUGGUGUUUAUGUUUGAAUAGAGGUUCUUAUUUUAGCGCAGUAAAGACUCUGCUUUAGGUGUUUUAGUUAAAUAUUGAUGUUUUGUAGAGGUCCAGACAUGUUGUCAUCCAUUUGGAUUAUUUGAAACAUUCUGAAAAAUCUGUAAAUUUUUACAUGGCUGAACUUUUUUUAUACAAAUGUUUACACGUGUAGAUUAAACCAGAUUGAUGUUGCUUAUAGCGCUAUAAAAAAAACUAAAGCUCUUUAAUACAGGUUACCCUGUAUUUGUAGUUAUAAAACAUCAAUUUUUUAUCAUCUGUUCAUUAAACAAAUAGCAUAAACGAAUUCAAUUUUAUUAUCAAUGCAAUUUAAAUUCAUUAACUUGAUUUUGAUUGUGUCAUAUCUUUUAUCUGUUGGUUAGAUAUAGGACAUUUAUGAAUUUAUUAGUUUAAUGCAAUUUCAUUUUCCUAUCACAAAAGUAAUAUCAGGGAACAAUAAAGUGCAUUUACAGUAGAAGUGUGUUACAAAUAUCACAAACCUAACAAAUAUACAUGUUUUGUUUUCAAAAGUGAGAGAUAUAACUGAAAUUAUUCUUAUUAAUUUAAUCCCACAAAAACAAGUGUAUAUUUAAUUAAAUUAAUAAUUCUGAUUAUUUGCUUACCUUAAUCCAACAUUAAUCAUUGACAAUUUACCCCCAUUAAUCUUUCUUAAAUACAGGCUUUUCUGGGCUGCAGUUUUUUCCACAAUCUAAUGUUGUCUUUGGUCACAGCAUUUAGAAAACAACGUUUUCUUUCAGAAUAAAUAUGUUGACUAUUAGUUAUACCUGUAAGCACUUACUCAUGAAGAGGAGUCUGUAGUAUUACUUUACUCACACAUUUGGAUACCAAUAUACCUUCAAUGACAGUUACAUCAUUUCUUUCUGGUCUACGCAGGUUAUUCAGUAAUGUUCUGAUUGUUCCAGCGGUGUGAACACUGAUGUCUGGAACCAUGUUGUAUAAAGCUGGUGCUACCAGAUGUAGAGUUUAUUACGAUCAGAUCAUAGGAAAAAAUAUUUGUCGUUUUGUUUUUUCGUUUUCACAUUUUAGUGAAGAAUGUAGCAUCUUCUAUGAAGAGCGAACUGCAAUCUGAGCCCUUUUAUACAAGGUGACGACAAAAUAAAUAUGAUUGCAAUAAGAGUGAAUUUUCUUAACUAGAUUUUCCUGGUUUAUUUGUCUUCAUUUUUGUUUCUUUGUUUUACUACAGGA